AUGCUCGUAGACUUUACGCGGAAGAAGAGGCUCGUAUCGCGGGCCCCCGAGAGAAGGAAGUCCCCCGGGAAAAAGACUAUCUCCAGAAAAAUCAAACUUUCAGAAUCAGAUCGUGCUUUAAUCGAGUGCAAUUCCCUGCUCAAUCCUUCAGGCAGCAUUUUCAGUGACAUUCCCCUGGACCCAGAGAGUGCAGAAAUUGCUGCAAUUAUUUCCCCCUGCAGAAAAAAGAAAAACACAAUUUCUCUCUAUGAACAGUACAGGCCUGAACUCGACGAAAUCAAAGACAAAACCAGUAAAUAA
Messenger RNA from Nematocida major, 300 nucleotides. RefSeq lists its product as uncharacterized. Bases 1 to 300 code for a protein of 99 amino acids. The record is from RefSeq and is a predicted model, not a curated record. Lineage: Eukaryota; Fungi; Microsporidia. The transcript has a single exon.